Musa acuminata subsp. malaccensis (wild Malaysian banana) is the source of this 1237-nucleotide messenger RNA. RefSeq names its product L10-interacting MYB domain-containing protein. The record is from RefSeq and is a predicted model, not a curated record. Lineage: Eukaryota; Viridiplantae; Streptophyta; Magnoliopsida; Zingiberales; Musaceae.
UGAUGCCACUCGUCGAAGGAGCAACUCGACGCGGCUGCUGGAGGCGGAAGCAUUUGGGGAUCGGCCUCAUCUUCGCCGACCGCGGGCAAUGUCGAGAGGCACUUCAAAAUUGAAAAGAAAGGAGGUUGCAACAUCAAAUCAAGCUCGGGUAUACUGGACAAGGGAGCAUGACAGAGUUCUUAUUGACCUAAUGUUGGAGCAGACUCUUUCUGGUGCUAGAGCAGGAGCAAGCUUCACCAGGGAAGCAUGGUUUGACAUGGUGGAUAGGUUCAAUGAACGCACAAGGCUGCAAUAUGAUGUCGACCACUUGAAAAACCGCUUUAGGUUCUAUAAGCGGGAAUUUCGUAUAGUUAGUGGAAUCAAGAAUCAUCCAGGUUUUAGUUGGGAUCAUAAAUUACAAAUCGUGAUCACAGAUGAUGAUGAAUGGAGUCAGUACGUUGCGAAAAACCCAGAAGCAAAGUUGUAUAGGACAAGACAAACACCCUUCUUUAAUGAACUAGAGGUUAUUUGUGGAUCAUCGAUUUCAAAAGGCAAUGAUGCAUCCUCCUCUAGGAUACCAGAUACAGCAGAUAAAGAUGCAAAUGCUAAUUUAAUUGAAGGUGAUGGGACGUUUAACUCAUUUGUUGAGACUCCAGAAAUAUCUAAUUACCCUGUUGCUACUUCUGACAUACACGCGAGGUUACCACAAGACACCCAGGAAGCAGAAAAUAUCAAUGCUCCUCAAGCUUCAACUUUCAGUACUUUGAGGGGAAGUAGUAGAAAGUCCCGCCGUCAAGCAGAUGGUGCUCUACUAGCUCUAAGAGAAUUUGCGGAAGCUUCUCGGAGACAAGCUUCGAUGAGGGAAGAAGCUCAGGACAAAAAGUUAAAUCUCCUCGAUGAUUGUCUAGAAGAGCUUAAUCUCAUGAAGGAUAUUGACAAUGAGCUGUAUGUGAAGGCCUUGUUCAUAUUCAAGGAGGAAUAUAAUCAACAUAUAUUCUUGAAGACCACGGGUAUUCGGAGAUUAAUGUGGUUGAGGGUGGUUACUAAGGAUAUUAAUCUUUAAUGAACCUCUCUAUCUUUGUAUCAGUGAUCUACAUGUUACCAACUAAGUAUUUUUUUGGCAUGCACAUGUUCUUAAUGUGUAAGACCAUUAACUUUGUGCUGGCAAAUUGGCAGUUCAUGAUGCUAAUUGCCUAUUACUUGUAGUACCUGGACGACUCUUCAUAUUGAUUUUUCUGUUGUAUUAUUUAUUUGCAAA